AUGACUGUUUGUGGUGCUGCCAAGUUAUUUAACAUACCACGACCCACUCUUCAUGAUCAUGACCAUAUUAAUGGAAGACGUGGUAUUAAAUCUAAUACUAUGAGCAGAAACCCAGCACUGGGACCACAGCUUGAAAAAAAAUUGGCCAAUUUAAUAAAAACCAUGGAUAAAUAUGGACAUGGUUUAUCAAGAAAAAAAGUUUUGGAUUUAGUCGGUAAAUAUAAUAAUGCAAAUGAAAUAGUAAGUCCAUUUAAAAAUAGUUAUCCCAACCAAGAUUGGUGGUUAGGGUUUUCUUAUCGACAUAAAUUAAGUUUAAAAAAACCUCAAGUAGUUGAAUGUUCUCGUAAAAAAGCAUGCAAUCCAUUUACUAUUUAUGGAUACUUUGAAUUAUUACGGAAGACUAUGGAUGAACUUAAGGGGAUUCGAUACCGCAAUUUUCUGUUUUUGUCUAACACACGCGCGACAUAG
Macrosiphum euphorbiae (potato aphid) is the source of this 468-nucleotide messenger RNA. The record is from the annotation of a GenBank genome assembly. Lineage: Eukaryota; Metazoa; Arthropoda; Insecta; Hemiptera; Aphididae.